AAUGAAAAUGUAUACUAUCUAUCUGAUGGGUCCAGCGACACCGAUGCCUUGACGCAUGCAUCGGGCUCACAGAGCAAUCCACGUGUCGGUGCGUGUGCUGCUUCAUUGCAUCACGUGAUCGACACGUGAACUGCACCGGCGCAGUCUAGACUGCAUCGGCUGUGUCGACACAGUCCAGGCUGCGCCACUCAGUCCAGGGGGCAUCGACUCAGUUCAGGGGGCGUUGACGCAGCAAAAGCCCGCCACACAGUGUUUAUAAGGAAGUGCGUCUAGCGACACGAUGCCACCUGCCGAAACAAGGCAGACCUCACUCUCGCUCGCUUGUCGAAGUUCAUGGCACAGACUUCGUGCCUUGCCAAUUAUGGAGCAGAGACGCAAAUCAUCUACCGUGUGGGACCAUUUUGAACUACUGGAGAAUAAGGUGAAAUGUCGAAUUUGCCGGGUCGAAUUGUCAUAUGCCAACAAAAGCACCUCCACCAUGCUGAGGCAUUAUCGGGCCAAGCAUGAGAAUGAAGUUCGCGAUACACCCAGUAUUACGCCAGCUUCCAGGAAGCAGCUGGUUGAUCAGGCACUGCUGAACUUCAUUAUCAAGGACUGCCAGCCCCUCAGCAUUGUGGAGAGUGAAGGGUUCAAGGAACUGAUUCAGACCAUCAAGAAAAUGGUGGCCGACAAAUACAAGGAGGAACGGGAAAAAGUGAAAACGGAAGUACAGCAAGCUGUGGCAAAUCACACUGCUGACAAUUUGGCUCAGGUCAAAAGGGGCAUGAUGGAGGACUGGGCCAUAACCAACAAAGUGUCUUGUGGCCUGUGGAGUCAUCUGGAUGAUGAGGUGGGGAGACUGGGAAGAGGUGGUGCAACAGCAGAUGCAAUAUCUGAGGUCCAGCGAUACCUGGCACAGGGGAAUAUUGCACGUGACCGGGACCCGCUGUUGUACUGGAAGGACCAACACACUUCUUUCCCAAACCUCUCCCACCUUGCAAAGGAGUUCCUUUGUACGCCAGCCUCAUCCGUCCGUCCCUUGUGAGCGUGUGUUCUCCACAGCAGGGGAAAUUGCUUGUAAAAAACGCAACAGACUGAAAUUUAAAACAUUGGAGC
This is a messenger RNA of Hippocampus comes (tiger tail seahorse), 1095 nucleotides long. RefSeq lists its product as uncharacterized. Lineage: Eukaryota; Metazoa; Chordata; Actinopteri; Syngnathiformes; Syngnathidae. The record is from RefSeq and is a predicted model, not a curated record. The transcript has 7 exons. Gene Ontology annotation, molecular function: DNA binding; protein dimerization activity. Bases 281 to 1024 code for a protein of 247 amino acids.